GCAUGAAAAUACUGGAAAUUGUGAUAUUGUCCUUGAUCUUAGCACAUACGGAAAGGGUUUUGGGCCAAAAACGUGCCAAGGGCAAAGUGAAUUUAGAAGGUCCUUGCGGCAAGAGAUAUUUGCGAAAAAUCAAUAACAAAUGUUAUUAUUUUUCUAUGAAAAAGAUAAACUGGUUUGGAGCCCAGAAUAAUUGCCUGCGCAAGGGUCUCAAUUUGGCUGAUUUGGCCACACCCGGAGAUUAUAACGGAGUGCUCUAUUGGUUGAGAAAACGUGGCAAUAUGGAAGACUUUUGGUUCGGUGGGAAUGAUCUACAUUCAGAGGGUCAAUUUACAUACAUCAGUAAUGGUCGCAUGAUAGAGUAUAUGGGCGGUACUGAGGGUGGAAUUGAGUCCACACAUCGUUCCAAUCUUGAUGAUUGUUUGGAAGUGCGUCUGAGAGAGAAUAACACUAUCGUGACCGAUGACAAUUGCCAGGAGAAACAAUAUUUCAUAUGCGAAAAGAAUGCCAUCGAAUGCGCCACGCCAACGAGCACCAGUGAGGCCGAAACUAAGCACAGUCACGAGCACUUGCAUCAUUUCCAUCACGAUGCGGCGAAAAGGGAGGCGGCUGGGACCGAUAAGGAAAGUGUGGAAAGCGAUUCGCGGCCGGCUGAUAAUACAAAUUCAACGGAAGUUGGCACAUCACAAGAAAAUUCGGAUGAAGCUUCGACAAAUCAACCCGAAAAUGAGAAUGAAGGUAAAACCGACCAAUUUGGGGAAAGCCCAGAAAGCGAGGAAACGACAGCAGACGAAGCACAGCUAUCGGAAGACGGAGGGGAAACGGAAGCCACACAAGAACCUAACGGAGAAACAUCAGAAGCAACCAAGCCGUCUGAAGGAGAAGCAACAACAGCAGCUGCUGAAGCAUCUAAACCAGCUGAAGGCGGAGAAACAAAGCCUGCUGAAGAUGCCGCCAAGACCACAGCCGAGGCUGCCGAAGCCACGACGGCAGCACCAGCAGCAGAUGCACCAGCAGCAGAAGCACCAGCAGCAGAAGCACCAGCAGCAGAAGCACCAGCAGCAGAAGCACCAGCAGCAGAAGCACCAGCAGCUUAAAGCGAUGUAGCCAUAUCCUCGACCCUCUAGUUAAUCUAUAUAAGGAAUCGUUCGAAAUAAAUGCAUACUAAUUGCAACACUAAA
Messenger RNA from Drosophila willistoni, 1178 nucleotides. It is a transcript of the gene lectin-46Ca, whose product is annotated as serine/threonine-protein phosphatase 4 regulatory subunit 2. The record is from RefSeq and is a predicted model, not a curated record. NCBI's taxonomy places the organism in Eukaryota, Metazoa, Arthropoda, Insecta, Diptera, Drosophilidae. Bases 3 to 1094 code for a protein of 363 amino acids. The transcript is spliced from 2 exons.